AUGUUGGACUGUAGUUUCGAAGCUUACCAAACUCCUGUGGUUCCUGGGGCUUAUAUUUCACCCAGAGGACGUAGUAAAAAAUUGAUGAAAAAACAUAGAUCCAAGUUCGAGGUUUUAGCCCAAGUUGCCGGGAAAUACUCAGGCGAUAGCAAGGCCUAGGAAACAAAGAAGUCAAAGAACGAUUUCGUCGCAAGUAACUUUUUGGAGACAAUGGAAGCUGAGGUUAAGCCUCAACCUUGUCGGGAGAAACCUUCUCAGGUAAUAUUGUCUAAGGACUGGUUAGCUCUUGGUCCUUCCAUCACACAAGAAGAAAAUGUAGACAGGAAAAGAAAGAUUUUCAAAUUUGUUAUCGAAUCGUUGAAAAUCUCGGAGCUAUUGAUGGACAUUCCCGAAUCAGCCACGGUCGGGUCACUGAAAGUAGCGGUAUUGGAGGCGGUAACACGGAUUCUUAAGGACGGACUAAAUAUUGGAGUGCUUGUACGAGGUGAAACCAUAGUUGAUGACUCCAAAACGCUUCUUCAGAUUGGGAUUUCUCGUGAUGUUGAUGGAAACAACCACAACCUUAGCUCUUUGGGAUUCACGCUAGAACCGCAGAUAUCAGAAACAACAGCAACGUUAACCACUAUUUCUCCAAAAACGCGAUUUAGGAAACACAAUUAAAGCCAGUCCAUGGAGAGCAAUAAAACGAGGCCAGCUAAAUCUGUAGUUCAGGUUCUCAUGAAACCGCCUACGCAGCAAGAGAUGGUUCACCGAAGAAUCAGAAGGCCAUUCACUGUCUCAGAAGUACAAGUACUGGUUCAGGCCGUGGAAAGUCUCGGCACCGGAAGGUGGCGCGACGUUAAGUCUCAUGCAUUUGACCAUGCAAAUCAUCAAACUUACGUUGAUGUCAAGGACAAAUGGAAAACGUUGGUUCACACCGCAAAGAUAUCAGCAAGGCAAAGAAGAGGCGAACCUGUGCCUCAAGAGCUUCUUGAUAGGGUUUUAGCCGUUCACGCUCUCUGGUCACCGAUGAAUAGGAACUCAAGAAGACAAAAACGCUCCUUGUAG
This is a messenger RNA of Brassica oleracea var. oleracea, 1047 nucleotides long. RefSeq names its product telomere repeat-binding protein 6. Lineage: Eukaryota; Viridiplantae; Streptophyta; Magnoliopsida; Brassicales; Brassicaceae. The record is from RefSeq and is a predicted model, not a curated record.